AUGAUCCUGAUUGGCAUCAUGAGUAUCGCCCUUCCGCUAAUAGUCUCAGCGCAAACUCUUGGCGCAUGUGGAGGAUGCCAUGCUGGUGCAGUUCUAUUGAAAAAUCAUUAUGGACCCUGGAAGGAGAAUGGAAACCCCGAGAUUUUCCUUCCGACCGACUCGUGGUUGAAUCAUCCUUUCGUAUUCCAGUCUGCAGGAAUUAAGACCAGUUUUCUGCCUUACUUUAACAGCAAGACAAACACCUUCGAUUUUGAGAAGUUCUCUGACACCAUCAAAUCCUUGCCAACUCAAUCCGUCAUUCUUGUCCAGUCUGGAGCCCAGAACCCAACUGGAUGUGAUCCAUCACCAGAACAGUGGCAAGAGCUAGCUUCCAUCUUCUUAGAGCGUGGUCACUUGGCUUUCUUCGAUGCCGCAUACCCCGGAUUUGCCUCAGGAGAUAUUGACGCGGACCUUGCAGGCGUUCGCUUGUUUGCUGAGAAGGAAAUCCCGUUUGUUUUCGUCUCAACGUACGGAAAGUCCUUUGGGCUUUAUAGCGAGCGCGUUGGAAUUAUCUCGGUUCUCGUUCCAAACGAGCAGGCGGGAAAGAAUAUUGAAGCGCAAUUCAGUCUACUUGCAAGAUCAGAGUCUGGCGCGCCACCCGAUUUUGGGUCCAGGAUUGUUGAAACAAUUCUGUCAGAUGAGGUUUUAGAGCGCCAAUGGCGAGAGGAAGUGCGCGAUAUGGCAAACCAACUCAACAACCGUCGAGUUGCGCUAAGGGAAGCUUUGGAGAAGUUGGAAACACCAGGUAGCUGGAGGCAUAUCACUGAACAGAGGGGAAUGUUUUCAUAUGUUGGACUAUCCGUCGAACAGGUCACUCUCCUCCGGGACAAGUACCAUGUGUAUCUUCAAGACUCUGGGAGAAUCUCUAUCGCUGGGCUUAACAGCUCCAAUAUCGACCACACUGCUCGCAGUAUCAGUGCUGUUGUUAAAGCUACGACUUAG
Messenger RNA from Penicillium crustosum, 981 nucleotides. RefSeq lists its product as uncharacterized. Gene Ontology annotation, biological process: L-aspartate biosynthetic process. Gene Ontology annotation, molecular function: L-aspartate:2-oxoglutarate transaminase activity; pyridoxal phosphate binding. The record is from RefSeq and is a predicted model, not a curated record. The coding region runs from base 1 to 981 and encodes 326 amino acids. NCBI's taxonomy places the organism in Eukaryota, Fungi, Ascomycota, Eurotiomycetes, Eurotiales, Aspergillaceae. Gene Ontology annotation, cellular component: cytosol. The transcript is spliced from 5 exons.